AUGCUAAAGCAACAGGGCAUGCGGGCGAGCCUGCAGGUGGCUCCGUUGGCAAUCCAGAAGACACGCACCGGGACUCGGGGAGGGUCCUCUGAGAGGGCAGAGUCCACGAGUCACUGUUCGGACACGCAGCUGACUCCGCCAGCAACACCGAAUGGCCUGCAAGAUGAUCGCAAUACGCCACUCAAGCAUACGCCCGUCUUCCACAACUUUCUGCGAGCGAUUUACCCCUUUCAACUCGACCAUGGCGCGAACGACGCUUCUGUCACAUUACCGCUUGAUGAGGGAGAUGUCGUCUUGGUGCAUUCCAUCCACACAAACGGCUGGGCCGACGGUACCUUGCUCGCCAAUGCGGCAAGAGGGUGGCUCCCAACUAACUAUUGUGAACCAUACAACCCCGAAGAAAUGAGAAGUCUGCUAAAAGCGCUUCUCAACUUCUGGGACUUAAUGCGUAGUCCCUUGAUUAACGAUAGCGAGAUGUUCGGGAACCAGGAGUUCAUGAAGGGUAUCAUUGCGGGCGUUCGGUAUUUAUUGGAGCGGACACAAUGUUUGGCAAAGGAUGCGCUCCCCCUUCAGAGGCACGAGGGACUCAGAAGAAGCCGGAGGGCUUUGCUGGCAGAGCUAUCCUCGUUGGUCAGGACAGCUAAGCGGUUGCAGAACGCGCAGAAAAUGAUCGGUACCGAGGAAGUCAAUGACAUUGUGGACGAAAUGAUACUCAGGGCCUUCGACAUCAUCACAAAAGGCGUGAGAUUCCUGGAUGUUUGGGAGGAUGAUCACAAGUCAAGGGUGGCACCAGCAGUGACCGCCAUGAACACGCUGCUGGAAGAGGCCUACAUCCUUCUAACGCCGCCAGCCGACUCAGCUGCCUUCGACGCCACUCAAACCCAUCCUGUCGAUGUAGGGGCCCGUGCGAAUGCGAACGGCAACGCUUCCGACCGGACGCCAUCGGUAGCAGGCGAGGUGACACCAGGCUUGAUUCGGCACAGCAACCGUUUGUCUGCUGUCUGCCAACAGAGUACAAAUGUGCAUCGAUUGUCACAGAACAGCCUGGUACAAGCGAACCGCUUCUCCUCCAGCAUUUCUCAUCGCGUCAGCUUGGCCGGUCCGUCAUGCACCUCGCAGUCCGGCAAUCUGGUUUCGGAGCGCCUCAACACAUGCCACGAUACCUUCCUUUCUCAUCUGGGGUCGUUUAUCGGGCGCCUGCAGCUCCAGUCCCAGUCACGACCCAGCCUCGCCGUUGCGAUCAGACAAUCCGCUACCUCGGGCGGGGAGUUGUUGUUGGUGGUGGACGUGGUCUGCGCCCAUACCUCGAUAAGCGUCGAUGCGCUGGAGCAGGCUCGUGAUACCAUGUACAACCGGAUACAGGACCUGGUUCACACUGCACGCGAUAUCCUGACCAAUCCCGAGCCAGAGAUGGAGGAGGAUGUCAUUGUCCCCCACGACAAUGGCAGGCUGUUGUGGGCGGCGACGGGAUGUGUGAAGGCCACCGGCGAGUGCGUUGCAAAGACCAGAUGGGUGAUUGAGCGCAUCGGCGACUUUGAGUUUGAGUUCGAGAACGGCAGCCUUGGUAUCGACUUUGGCCUAUCCAGGUUCAGCAUUCCAGAUGACCAGGGGGAGCCCUCUACCGCCGUGGUGUCAAAUGUUGCCGAGUACCCAGUCUCCGAAGCACCGACGGAUUCAACAGCGGUCUCCGUAACGAGCUCCGUCGAUACACACGCGCGGUCCCUAUCGAUCGACAAACCGCUGCCGGAUAUCCCUCGAGCCGACUUGCCUGUCUCAGAGCAGCCGGCCUCACACACUUCGCACCGGUCACCACAUUCACAACCAUGUCCUAUUGACAACAGUGCUUCCAGCGCCGUGUCCUCAGUCUCCUCUCUCCGCCCGGACCUGCCGCCGCUCCCGAAAAUUUCCACCUCAUCCUUACCGGCGGAGAAUUACAGCCCAACGGACCAGUCUGCUAUGCAGGAGACGGAGUUCCGCUCCGUCCGAUCGGAGAGUAUGACUGCAUCAAGCUCAGGCUCUGCCAGCACCUACCUCAGCCGGGGAUCGGAAUCAAGCCUUAUCUCCCGCACGUCAACUCGCGCAACCACCCCAGAUAUGACCCAGGCACCCAAGAACCAACCGUCGCUGACGAGCCUGAGCGUGACAGAUAGUUUAGCGCCAACGGAAGACGAUGAGGUCGAGUCGAAGCUCUUGGCGAAGACUUACGCCCACGAGUUGAUGUUCAACUCGGAAGGCCAGGUCAUAGGAGGGUCGCUGCCCGCCUUGGUCGAGCGCCUCACCACACACGAAUCCACCCCGGAUGCCAUGUUCGUGUCGACCUUCUAUCUCACCUUCCGCCUCUUUUGCACUCCAGUCACACUCACCGAGGCCCUCAUCGAGCGGUUCGAAUACGUCGGUGAAGCCCCGCAUAUCGCCGCUCCUGUCCGAUUGAGGACAUACAAUGUGUUCAAGGGCUGGCUCGAGUCGCACUGGCGGGAGGAGACAGAUCGCGAGGCACUUGCUCUGAUCAAGGAAUUUGCCGAGUUCAAGCUGACUGCUGUGCUCCCGACAGCCGGGAGCCGACUUCUUGAUCUAGCCAACAAGGUGUCUUCGACCGACGGCACCUUAGUCCCACGCCUUGUCUCGUCUAUAGGAAAGACCAGCACCUCGACCUUCGUGCCAGCCGAAACCUCACUUCCAGCACCCGCCAUCUCGAGGAGCCAGGCUAACUCUUUGGCUAACUGGAAGCUCGGCGGUAGCUCCCCUUCCAUCCUCGACUUUGAUCCCCUCGAAAUCGCUCGCCAGUUGACGAUCAAGCAAAUGGCUCUUUUUUGCGCAGUCACGCCGGAGGAGCUCCUCGGUUCGAAGUGGACCAAGCUUGGGGGGGUUGGCGCGCCGAAUGUGAAGGCCAUGUCGACCUUCACCACUGGGCUGACGAAUCUGGUUGUCGACACCAUCCUGCAGUUUGAGGACGUCAAGAAGCGAGCGACAGCCAUCAAGUACUGGAUCAAAGUUGCCAACCAGUGCUCUCAGCUUCAUAACUACGAUGCGCUCAUGGCGGUUACCUGCGCACUCAGUAACACAAGUAUCCAGCGCCUGAAAAUGACAUGGGAUGUUGUUCCCGUCAAGCGCAAGGAGAUGCUGAGGUCACUACAGGAAGCUGUCGAUAUUCGGCAGAACUUCAAGACUCUGCGGGCUAGGCUUCAGAACCAAGUUACGCCAUGCCUACCGUUCCUCGGCAUGUAUCUGACGGAUCUUACGUUCGUAGACGUGGGAAACCCGGCGACCAAGACCAGCGAGACAGGCUUGACAGUGGUGAACUUCGACAAACACACCCGCACAGCGAGGAUCAUCGGAGAGCUGCAGCGCUUCCAGAUCCCCUACCGCCUGUCGGAGUUGCCGGACCUCCAAGCCUGGCUCAUGGCGCAAAUCGAACGGGUUCGAGAAAAAGAGAAUGCAGGCUGCAACGCCCAGGCGACACACUAUCGGAAGAGUCUGCUCCUCGAACCUCGAGAAGCACAGCAGUUGAGGACGCCUAUCGAGGGUCCCAGCUCUGCCGCGAGUAGUAGCAUGUUCAGCUGGAUCAGGAGCAACAACGGAGUGUCCGCCCAAGUCUGAUGGCUUGACCCUCCCCCCCAACAUCUCUCUCACGGUCAGCAGGACCAUCCUCAUUACAUCAGGCGCGCACCUUCGUCGACAUCCCCCGAGAUUUGUUUUAAGUUCUAGUGGCUUCUUGUGAUACCCAUUAUUUUGCGCAUUUAUCUUUCAGCAUUCUAAGACGUCAUGACGAGGGCGCGCCUGUAUUCAAUGCCCAUGGCCGGCCCCCCUACCACACCAUGAUUUCGCCUGUCAUUUUU
This is a messenger RNA of Chaetomium strumarium, 3836 nucleotides long. RefSeq names its product ras guanine nucleotide exchange factor domain-containing protein. Gene Ontology annotation, cellular component: plasma membrane. The transcript is spliced from 2 exons. The record is from RefSeq and is a predicted model, not a curated record. NCBI's taxonomy places the organism in Eukaryota, Fungi, Ascomycota, Sordariomycetes, Sordariales, Chaetomiaceae. The coding region runs from base 1 to 3597 and encodes 1198 amino acids. Gene Ontology annotation, molecular function: guanyl-nucleotide exchange factor activity; protein binding. Gene Ontology annotation, biological process: positive regulation of GTPase activity; Ras protein signal transduction.